Molecule: messenger RNA, 591 nt
Organism: Drosophila elegans
Lineage: Eukaryota; Metazoa; Arthropoda; Insecta; Diptera; Drosophilidae
Product: protein Mabiki
Exons: 1
Coding region: 13-591 (192 amino acids)
Biological process (GO): regulation of DNA-templated transcription
Molecular function (GO): DNA-binding transcription factor activity
Source: RefSeq, a predicted model, not a curated record
ACAUAAUCAGCAAUGGAGAACCAUCAGAUCUAUCGCCACAAGAAGUUCGAUGUGGGUCGCAAAGUUGAGAAAGACGAGCUGCUCCUCAAAGAGGAGCUAAUCUCACGCAGCGGCACACCCUACACCCAGGCGGAUCAGUCCAUCAGUCUGAGCUGCAGUGACCAGGAUACCGAUUUUCCUCCCUUGCCAAAACGCCGUCGCUUGGGAUCCUCCUCCUCCAGCGUUUCCUACCACUCGGCCAGUCCGAUCAUCACCGAGGCCCUCCAAGACAUCUUCAAAUACCACGUCAAUAUGGUGAGGAAGUUUCCCAAGAAGGAGCGAUCGCCAAAGGAUCAGGAGCGCCGGAACAAGAACACUAUUGCCUGCCGGAUGAGUCGGCGGAAGAAGAAGUUCGAUGACCUCCAGAUCGAACAGCAGUACAAGGAAUGCUCCAGCGAGCAUCUCAAGAUCGCCGAGCAAAGUCUGCGGGCCAGGGUCUAUCUGAAUCACCUCAAGGAGCUGGUCAAGCAGGAGGACCACCCGCAGCCCACUCCAAGGAACAAUUUCAGCAUCGACUACCUGAUCGGUGGUAUAAAACAGGAGCACGCUUAA